CAGCCAGUCAGUUUGUAUCUUUAGGACCCGGCGGAGCGCUCAUAUGCAACUGGACACUGGCUCCGUUUAAGUGGGAGAUCUCUUAUCUUCUCUCUCCUCCGUCCACAACUCGGCGGAGCUGAGUAUCCAAAACGUCCCCACGAGUUGCUCCGCCGGGUGCGUUUAUAAUACGCGCCGAUGGACCUCAGUGAGUCUGAGACCCCCUUGACGGCCACUCGAAGUACAUUUGCCGCGUGCGCCAUUCCGGUGAAUGCUGCGCCAAAGCUUGGCGCUGCGUAAAGUCAAGGACAGCGCGCGCGUGUGUGGACGGACACACACACACACACACACACACGCACACACACACCAGACGGACGGACACACGGCGGGACGUUUGCGUGAGCCUGAAUUUGAAAUGCUGCUUUAGAGGGAAAAAAAGGCCAAAAGUUUCGAGGAAAAGUUGUGGAGUGUGGAGCGAACCUCGCGCUCUCCGUGCGAAUGCGCGCGUUCUGCGCACAGGCUCCCCUCGCUUUGGCUGAUACAUCUGCUGGGAAAUCAGCAAAGGGAAUCGGAGAGAGAGAAGAGUCGGUCGGAGGUGGACAGCUCGUUCUGCAGCCAGGUUCGGUAGAUAACUUGUUGAAUGAGCAGUUCGUCCCGGGAGCACAUCCAAACGAUGCGGCUUGCGGAAAAAAGAGGAGCAGAGAAGGAGAUCGAGCUAAGACACCUGACAGCCACUGACUUAUGAGGAGUGUCACUCCUCUCCUCUCAUCUCUUUUGGCCGUUAGUUGACCCUCUCAUCAGCGCUCAGCACUUGCGAAGAAGCUCACUUGUUGACACACCUCAUCAGCCGGGGCAGAAGAAGUGGCAGCAAUCAAAGACAGAAUAACCGAGUGGGGGCUAAUCGCUGCCCGAAGCCGCUGACUCAAACGCAGCAACAUGCUGCCACAGUUCCCAAAUCCUCCGCUGCGCCGCUCAAAUUUAAUUUAGACGAAUUCUCGGUGAGACUGUUGUCUCUGCGACGGAGCGGCAGCUGCAAAGAGACACAAGAAAGGGAGAAGAAUUCUACAGAAACCCUACAGAACGAGAUCAGCGAUGCUUUGGCCAGUUUUCUUCACCCUGCAAGCUGUCUGCACCAGCGUGGCACACACCAUGCAACAUUACCCGGCGGCCUGGGGCCACUAUGACGUGUGCAAGUCCCAGAUCUAUACAGAGGAGGGCCUGGCAUGGGACUACAUGGCCUGUCAGCCGGAAGCCACCGACAUGACAAAGUACCUGCGAGUGGCCCUCGACCCCCCAAAUGUCACGUGUGGAGAUCCACCAGAAACGUACUGCGCUUUGGAAAACCCUUACAUGUGCAACAAUGAGUGUGACGCCACCACCGAGGAGCUGGCUCAUCCGCCUGAGUUGAUGUUUGACUUUGAGGGUCGCAACCCCACGACCUUUUGGCAGUCCACCUCGUGGAAGAAGUACCCAAAGCCCCUGCAGGUCAACAUCACACUGUCAUGGAACAAGACCGUUGAGCUGACCGAUGACAUCGUGCUGACCUUUGAGUCAGGCCGGCCAGAGCAGAUGGUGCUGGAGAAGUCGCUCGACUACGGCCGGACCUGGACCCCGUACCAGUUCUAUGCCACCGACUGCCUGGACGCGUUCACCAUGGAACCCAAGACGGUGGGCGAUCUCACCCAGCGCACCCUGCUGGAUAUCAUCUGCACCGAGGACUACUCCAGGGGCUACGUGUGGAAGAACGACAAGACGGUGCGCUUCGAGAUAAAGGACCGCUUUGCCCUGUUUGCCGGGCCUCGACUGCACAACAUGGCCUCUCUGUACGGCCAGCUGGAUACCACCAAGAACCUGAGGGACUUCUUCACCAUCACUGAUCUGAGGAUUAAGCUGCUGAAGCCGGCCACUGGGGCCACCAUGGUGGACGAGAACAACCUGUCCAGAUAUUUCUAUGCGAUCUCUGACAUCAAGGUGCAGGGCAGAUGCAAGUGCAACCUGCACGCCAACAGCUGUGUGUUCGACAAAGGGAAGCUGGGCUGCGAGUGUGAACACAACACCACGGGGCCAGACUGCAGCCGCUGCAAGAGGCAUUACCACGGAAGAGCCUGGAGUGUGGGCUCCUACCUCCCUAUACCCAAAGGAACCGCAAAUAUAUGUAUUCCCAGCAAUCAUGGACCAGUGCAUCGAGCAAAUGCCUCAUCUCUUGGUGUUGCAAAUCGUAACCAAGCCCGAGUGUGUGACAACGCAAUGCUGCGCUGCCAGAACGGCGGCACGUGCCACCACCAUCAGCGGUGCCACUGUUCCCCCGGCUUCACGGGCGUCCUGUGCGAGCGAGCCCGCUGCCAGGGCCCGGGGGAGUGCGAUGACCAAUUGUCUGGACGGGCCACGUUCCAUCAUCCACUGAUCGGCUGCCACCUCGCUCUCACCGUCAUACUGCUCCCGCUCGUGGUUGUGCCCCUUUGCUGAGGGACCCGGGGGACCUCCCAUCCUCAACCCAACCCCCGAAGACCACACACGAUGAGACUGAACUCUCAACCCUAAGGACAUAGAGGACAAAAGGACAUGUGAACAAUAUGCUCAGCAUAAGCAACUCUUUUGUGCAUCCAGGGCCGCGGUUGUGGAGUGACAGCGUCGAUGCACUGAGCUGCUAUAAGGAAGGAUGGAGGGAUUUAUGAAGGCCUGGGCGGAGUCACUGCUGUCUUUUACUGUCACAAAGGAAACGGUUGGAGCCCCCACUUUGUGAUUAUGUCCUCGGCCGAUAAUUUGAUUGAAGGCGGACUGGAGACUCCGAUGUAGGCCGCACUCUGAGAGCAAACUGUACAAAACUAGACACGUGAUUUCUAAGUAUCAUCUGAGGUUAUUAAAAAUGAAUGCUGUGGCCGGGGACAUCUUAAAACAUCCCGCCUCGCUGCCUCCUUCCUUACGUGUGACCUUCUUCUUCUUCUUCUGCUUCUUCUUCUUCUGCUUCUCUCCUUUCUCCCUUCCCCUCACUCGUCCCUUCCCUCCCCGGCUCCCUCACCUCCUCCCUCCUGUGCUUUGGUGACUCUGGUGAUUUUUCUUUGCUGAAGGGUGUCUGUUGUUCUUCGCCAAAUGCUGCACAUGUAUUACUAUCAAGCCCCUUGACAUGUACCAAUGUAGUGCUCUUUUUCUUUUUUCUUUCUCUGAAGCCUUGUAGUCAUGCUUGAGCUCACCUGUACGGGGGUAAAAAAAGAAAAAAAAAAGAGAAAAAAAAAUUGUAACAUACUGUAACUGUAUUUAAUUUUUGUAUAAAAACAGAUAUUUUCAUGACUACGCAAAGUGAAAAGAUGUAUUACUUGUUUUCUAUUGCUGCCGACCUGUCCUAGAUGUGGACUGUGAGUGCGUUGAGGAGUUUUGGUUGUAUCAUUUUUUUUUUUUUUUGUUCCGCUUGUGUGGCACAUAUGGCUCUCUUCGUGUGGGUGCUGCUGUCAAAACUAUGUUUACACACACACUUACACAAUACACUUCCACCAAAGGGAAAAAGAAACACAUGCCUUUGUCUUUGUUGUUGAACGGUAGUAACUUCAUCAUGUGGUAACAGGACAUUUGGGACGAGACGUGUCCAGUGAAACGCUGUCGUUGUUUGCAGAUAGGUAAGAGCCAAUGGCAAUAGCUGAAUGUCAUUUUAAAGGAUUUUUUCGAAAGCAAUCGAUUGCCAGUCUGUUGACCAACUCACUGCGGCAACAAUUGCUGGUAGCAAAUACCUUUCGGGUUCUAUGACUAAGGUUGUUUUUUGUGCUCAUGGAUUGUGGGGGAAUCGGAAGAAUCUCGAGCCCAAAUCCCAUUAGCUUUAUUUAAAUUUAACAAGAAGACGCGGGGGAGCGGGGGGGGGGGGGGGGCGGAUUGCGCAGCUGUCUCAGAGGUUGUCCAGCUCAAAUCUGCAAUCAGAUCUAAUCCCAGAAUCAAAUGGGAAGAGGGGAAGGUUUCUCUGAGCUGGCGAGGUCCAAAGCCUGCGUCCUGCUGCGGCAGCCUUCCGCCGGGCGACGCGCUCGGAAAAUGAGCUUCAAUUCACGGAGGAUCGAUGAUUAGAAAUGAAGUCGCAUCCCACUGGGUGACAUAUUGAGCACCGAGACCAAUUUCAUUUGAGAGAUUAAUCUUCCUCCCGCGGUUGUCGUGAAACUCCUGAUUGUGUUAGAGUCUACUGUAAGUGCCUCUCGUUUGAACGACACUGUCAGUGAAAAGAGUGGCGGACGCCUUUUUUCGAGAGAGAGACUCUCUCUCGCCUUGGAAAGCGACUUUUCGCCGAGUGAGAGGAGGCGGGCGGACUCGCUGCAAAUUAACAAGAUAGGAAUGGAUGUUAUUUGUUCGGCAAUUAAUCCUCUUGCAGGGACAGAAACAAAGGCCUGUGGUCAGCAUAAAUCUGGAGGAGAAAAAAAAACCGAGACGCAGCUAUAUUAGUGUCCAUUAAUUUCAGUUAGAGAAUAAAUUACAACAUCAGUUAAUCCUAGAAAAACUGACUAGAACAGCAGAUCUGUCAACUACGGAUUUCACAUGUUGAGGUUUUGUGCAUUGGGCAUCUGUGAAGAACGGUAAUUUAAGUUUGGAGAGGUUUUCUCUGUAAUAGCCUUAGAAAAAAAACAAAAGAAUUUGCGCAUGUAAGUAAAAUGAAUCAAUUAAUACUGUGUUUAAUCUGUUCUAACAUAACCAACCACAGCAUGUCCAGCUAACCGAGGGUGUUUCUCUCAAGGCCAAGGAACAUUACACACUUGGAAGCGUUACAAGUUUUAUAAAAUAAAAUAAAAAACCUCAGUACGCGUAAGCACAUUCAUUGGAACAUUGCACAUUGCCCGACUGUGUAAAGCCGAUCCCGGUUGCUAUCAGGAGUUUGGGGUCAUGUUGGAAUGCGCAGCUCUCUCCGUUCCAUUAGUGGACAUUUACACGCCAGCAACCUGUGCAGGUAUUCGAGAUGGCACCAAAAACAAUCCGUAUUCGUUCGGUCACAUUUAAAGUAAAAACUUCCUGUUUGAAAAUUACAAACAAUAAAUCUUUUGAUCUCUU
This is a messenger RNA of Scophthalmus maximus (turbot), 4995 nucleotides long. RefSeq names its product netrin-G1-like. The coding region runs from base 1072 to 2445 and encodes 457 amino acids. The record is from RefSeq and is a predicted model, not a curated record. The transcript has 7 exons. Gene Ontology annotation, molecular function: cell-cell adhesion mediator activity. Lineage: Eukaryota; Metazoa; Chordata; Actinopteri; Pleuronectiformes; Scophthalmidae.